UCUUUAUUUAUAAGAACUUAAUUCCCACCACUUCCAAUUCCAUAUUUAGUCACAGCAUGCGAUGGAAAGUUUGUGACGCAGAGGGCGAGAUGGGGCCUCCCGCCGACGCUGCCAUGGUGGCGGCGGCGGCGCCGCCGUCGAAGAAGAUGGCUGCGGACUUCCUCAUGGGCGGGGCCGCCGCGGUGGUGGCCAAGAGCGGGGCCGCGCCCGUGGAGCGGGUGAAGCUCCUGCUUCAGAACCAGGGGGAGCUUAUGAGAAGGGGGUACCUGACGAUGCCGUACGGAGGCAUCCGGGACUGCUUUGCUAGGGUUCUCAGAGAGGAAGGGGUUCUGGCAUUCUGGCGAGGCAACCAGGCCAAUGUCAUCCGAUAUUUCCCAACCCAGGCCUUUAAUUUUGCAUUCAAGGGCUACUUCCGGAGCCUUUUUGGUCGCUCAAAAGAGAAAGAUGGUUAUAUCAAGUGGUUAGCGGGGAAUGUAGCUUCAGGUAGUGCAGCUGGAGCAAUGACAUCCAUGUUACUGUACCAUUUAGAUUAUGCACGAACCCGGCUAGCCACAGAUGCAAUUGAAUCCAAGGCUAACAGUCAACGCCAGUUUAAAGGGCUACUUGAUGUGUACAGGAAGACAGUAGCAAGUGAUGGCGUUGCUGGCUUGUAUCGAGGUUUUGGGGUUUCUAUAAUGGGCAUCACUAUGUAUCGGGGCCUGUAUUUCGGCAUUUACGAUACCUUGAAGCCUGUUGUUCUAGUUGGACCACUAGAGGGUAACUUCUUAGCCAGUUUCAUUUUGGGCUGGAGCGUGACGACAUUUUCUGGCAUCUGCGCAUACCCUUUCGAUACACUGCGCAGGAGAAUGAUGUUGACUUCUGGACAGCCUGCCAAGUAUAAAAAUGCAUACCAUGCAAUGAGAAUGAUAGUCUACAGAGAGGGUUCAUUUGCUCUGUUUAGAGGGGCUGCCGCAAACAUGCUUUCCGGUAUGGCAGGAGCAGGAGUUCUUGCAGGAUAUGACCAACUCCAACGAAUUACAAGUGGGCACGGUUAUGGUCUCGAGCACAAGCUUAGAGAGGGUCUGAAAUGAUGUUGACCUGUUUGAAAAAUGAAUAAAGACCAUUUUUCAUGAUACAUAUUUGGUUGUGAAUGAUGCUUCUCAUUGCAAGAAAUGCAGUCUUUGGAAAUUAGAGGAAGAGAGAAUCUCCAAAGAGAAUCUCUAUGCCAAAUUUAAUUACCUUGUACAUAAGGAGACAAGAUGUAAAGUAUGUGAAAUUUUACUUGUCAAUUUUCUAGAUAUAAUUUGAAACAAUUCAACAGCUAAAGAUCAAGCAAUAGAAAAUAGUGUUUUGAA
Molecule: messenger RNA, 1334 nt
Organism: Musa acuminata subsp. malaccensis (wild Malaysian banana)
Lineage: Eukaryota; Viridiplantae; Streptophyta; Magnoliopsida; Zingiberales; Musaceae
Product: ADP,ATP carrier protein ER-ANT1
Biological process (GO): mitochondrial ATP transmembrane transport; mitochondrial ADP transmembrane transport
Cellular component (GO): mitochondrial inner membrane
Molecular function (GO): ATP:ADP antiporter activity
Source: RefSeq, a predicted model, not a curated record